AUGGUUGUUAUAAACAUCAAACUACUAGAAAAAAAUAACUCUGAAACGGAACAAUAUCAACAAAAAGUGGCCGAAGCAGAAAUAAAAUUAUCGUUGUUUUUUGCAUCUCAUAAUAUUGCAAUUAACCUAGUGGAUGAUAUGGUUGAUCUCUUAAAAGAUAUUGGUAAGGAUCCGAAAGUUGUUAAUGACAUCAAAUUGGGGAGGACAAAAUGUACGAACAUUAUUGAAAAUGUAUUAUGUGGCAAGGAAACUAGGGAUCUUGUAGAGGUAUUAAAAAAUAACUAUUUUAGUGUUCUUAUCGAUGAAAGUACAGACAUAUCGGUUCAGAAGUUCUUAUGUGUUCUCGUGAGAUUUGUGUGUCCUGUUACAAAAAAUGUAAAGACAGAUCUUUUGGAAAUGAUCAAAUUAGAUGCAAGGCUAGUGACAAGUGAAAAAUUGUAUGAACAUUUUAGUAGAGCACUUACUGAUAAAAGUAUUCCAUUAAGCAAUAUUAUAGGAUUAGCCAGUGAUGGGGCAAAUGUUAUGUUAGGGGACCAUAAUUCAUUCAAAACCAGGUUGUCAUCCGACUCUACUGUACUUGUGGUGCUCAAAUGCAUUUGUCAUAGUGCUGCGCUUGUUGCUAGUAAAGCAUGCAAACAAUUACCGCGAACACCAGAAGACUUAAUUCGCUCUGUAGCAACCUAUAUUAGUGGAAGCGCAAAAAGAUGUGCGGAAUUACUUGAAUUUCAGGAGUAUUAUAAUGACAAAAAAUUAAAAAUUUUACACUUAUCAGGUACUCGUUGGUUAUCGAUGUAUCAAUGUGUGGAAAGAUUUUUAAAAAUGUGGGACAUUUUAAAAUCAUACUUUCAGGUUGCUCUUGUCGAGGACAGGUAG
Molecule: messenger RNA, 873 nt
Organism: Anoplophora glabripennis (Asian longhorned beetle)
Lineage: Eukaryota; Metazoa; Arthropoda; Insecta; Coleoptera; Cerambycidae
Exons: 3
Coding region: 1-873 (290 amino acids)
Source: RefSeq, a predicted model, not a curated record